CCGGGAAUUGGGUCCAAGAAGUAUGACGAAAACAUAUCCCAAGUUAGACGAAUUGAAUGUUAUUAUCCUCCCCUGAAUCCAUAACGUCAUGAUUCCAUAGUGAAAUUUUCCGGGCGUCUAAUGCACGCCUCUGCUCUCUUCCAUCAACAGCUUUCCGUCGUGAUGGAAAACCUGAACAACAUCAAGUUGAGAAAUUCCUCAAACGCACAAGAUGGACAAGCGAAGCCGGAGCGUUCAUGCGAAGACACAAAGCCACCUCUUGACAUUUUCGCGCUGAUUAUCGGUAUCAACUCAUACAAAUGUGUUCCAAAACUAGGAGGAGCUGUUCCUGACGCCGAUAAAUUCGAAACUUUCUUGCGCACUCAGUUGGGGAUUCCUCCUGACGGUAUCAAAAACCUCCGCGAUGAGCAAGCAACAAGAUCAGCUGUCAUCAGGGAAUUGAUGGCACUCAAGGACAAUACACGAAUCGUCAAGAAUAAAACAGCGAUUAUUAUAUACUAUGCGGGACAUGGCGCCAGGGCUGAAAGGCCGGCCCACCCAGACUGGACAGAUUGGCGGACUGCUGAUGGAAAUAUCGAGCUUCUGUGUCCCGUAGACACCGAAAUGACGUUGCCUACUGAAGCCGGAAGUGCAAAAGUAGAAGCAAUCCCUGAUCGGACGAUUAGUUGCCUUCUCCGAAACCUGUCGAGUACGAAAGGGAAUAACAUUACAUUGAUACUUGACUGUUGCCAUUCUGCCGGUUUGAAUCGAGAUCCAAAUGGAAGAACGCGUGGGCUUGACAAACUCCUCACAGUUUCUGCGAAAUGCGACUCUGAUAUCGUCUCUCUUGAGUCUCAGCGCUCCAUGAGAGAUACAUUCUCGGACGUCAGCUCGGAAGCCCACGAAGGGUUUUGCACGUCAUGGGAUUCUCACGUACUCCUGGCAGCAUGCAGCCGUAGUCAGUCUGCGAUGGAGAAGAAUAACGAAGGUAUUUUUACGAGUGCUUUACUCAAGGCUAUGAAAAAAGUACCCGUUGUUGGUCUGACAUACAAGUCGCUUAUGGAUCACCUCGACAUACCCGCAGACUACGAGCAGACCCCACACUUAGAUGGGAAGCAUAUCAAUCGGCGCCUAUUCUCGCUUUCUGGGGAAGCAACGUCCUGCUCUAUGACUCGCUGCGAUAGCCUGAAGCACGUAGAUGGGCAAUAUAGUUUGUCUCUCCGUGCCGGAUUCAUUCAGGGAGUCACUUGCGGUUCUAUUUACGAUAUCUAUGACACCGAUCUGCCCAAAUCGGCUCCAUUGGCAACUGCAGUCGUUUCUGUAGGUCAGAGAGCCUCUUCAAGCUGUCUUCUCCUUUCACCCAAGGAAAGGAGUUUCUUCCGAAAUUCCGGGGCUGGUUUGUGGUAUGCACGAUUAUCAGUGACUUCUGGUUACGAGUUGUUCGCCUAUUGCAAUAAUCCAAUCCUACAUCAAACUUUUAGCCAAGACCCGGAUGGCGGAACGAACCUCAGAUAUCCUUUUCACCUUACUGAUCUCCGAGACAACGCAGAUAUUUGCUUGGAGGUGGACGGAACCAACUUGGUUUCGUUUGGUCGAGGGGAGACGAACAGCUUUUUCAAAAGAGAGAAGGUCGGCUCCUACUUCGGUCCCGUGAAGCAAAAUCAUAUUUUCAAAAAAUUUCCAAACUUUCCCUCCCUCUUUUCAUAUAAACCUCUCGCCAGCGACGUCGACGAAAUCAGGAAUUUUCUUGACGCCUAUGCGCAUUUUACUUACCACAUUACCAUGCAAAGUUCAAAGGACAUACAAGAUCUCGUGUCUAUAGAAAUGCACAGACUCAAACGGGAGAUGAACAACGGUCUAAGAAUCGUCGGAGACCCAGGUGAUCUGCUUUCCGUUCUGGCAACCGAUGGCUUCGUUACGAUUACUGUUGCUACGGAGUCCCUCGAUUAUGCACGCAACAGCAACGAUGCUCCCAGAUAUGGCUUCACCAUCCGGAAUAGAUCCGAUAGGAAAUUGUACCCACAUAUCCUCUUUUUCGACGCAUCCACCCUCGAGAUAGAUGUCAUGUACACAAAUAUGACCUCGAACAGAGAGAAAAUGUGGCAACCUAGCAGAACCGAGAAAUUUGAUGUCGACACUUGUCUCGAAGCGAACUCAGAGGUUACUUUUGGCCUCGCCAAUGGCAUGGUGCGGCCCCUGUUGUUCAGCAUACCACCAGGACAGGAGGUAGAUAUCAGUUUCAUCAAGAUUUUCGUGACCACGGAGCCAGUGGAUCUGCGAAGCAUCUUACAGCCCUCCAUUGAGGAAGGCAUUCAGCGGGGCGCCAUGUUAAGAUAUGUAUGCGACUACAUUGAGGAAUGGGCCUCAAUGACCAUCCCUUUGGUUCUGGUCAAACAAAAACCGAGUCUGUCUGAUGAUGGCAGGUCAGAUGGAUCGGCGAGCGAUAGCUAGUCUAGGCUUAUCGUCAAGAUAUCGUC
Molecule: messenger RNA, 2456 nt
Organism: Desarmillaria tabescens
Lineage: Eukaryota; Fungi; Basidiomycota; Agaricomycetes; Agaricales; Physalacriaceae
Product: caspase domain-containing protein
Exons: 7
Coding region: 121-2430 (769 amino acids)
Biological process (GO): proteolysis
Molecular function (GO): cysteine-type endopeptidase activity
Source: RefSeq, a predicted model, not a curated record